AUGUUUUCAGCCCGUCAGCCAUCACUUAUUCACACUGGAGGUGGGCGAUCCCUGUCCAGGUCUGAGUGCUAUACUUUGCUGGAUACUUACAAUUGCUAUCUCAAAGACAAAACACAUCUGCACUUAACUGUUACAGAAAACACAGGUGAGGUAACGGUUGAAGGGAUUCUGGUUGUCUCCUGGGGAGUGAGGAGACCCAUCAGGCUAAAAAUACAAGAUGAAAAACAGAUGCUUCCAUCUGAUGCCCUCCAGUCCCCAGUCAGCCCACUGGGUGGCAAGAGGGGAAUGAUCCGAUGGGGAGAAUGGGAUGAUCUGUAUCACAUUGAUGAACUGGAGGAAACUGAAGAUGAAAAACUUACCAACUUAAACACAGAUUAUAGAGAGUAUGAAACCAGCACGCUAAAGCCUCCUCGGUCCAAACCCGUGGUGGAGGAGACAUCCAACCUGUUCCGCACAAUGAGUGACGCUGCUUUGGUGAAAAAGAGAGUGAAAAGCCAGAACUCAGCAGAAAGGCAGAGAAACAGAAAGCAUCGCUUCUCCAUUAAUGGCCAUUUCUACAACUACAAGACCUCAAUCUUUACUCCAUCAUAUGGCACAACUACAAAUGUGCACAUCAACAGUAGAAUGACUACUCAUGAAGUUAUUACACAGUUGCUUCAGAAAUUUAAGAUAGAAAAUGAUCCAAAUGAGUUUGCCCUCUACUGCAUUCAUCAGAGUGGAGAGAAAAGAAAGCUGGGAAGUUCAGACUUUCCCUUGUGGGAAAGAAUUCUUCAGGGCCCUUCAGAAGAAAUCAUGAACAUUUUUCUGAUGGACAAAGAUGAACAGGAAGUCAGCCUCGAUGUAGCUCAGUACCUCAACUUAGAGUUGCCCUUGCUUGAAGGGGUUCUGCAGAAGUUAGAAGAGCAAGAAAAUGAGGAAAUAGAAAAACUCAUCACAAAGUACAGUCAACAGCGCAGCCUGCUUACACAUUGCCUAAACUCAAAGAUAACACCAAAAACAGAAACAACUGUGUAG
Messenger RNA from Chanos chanos (milkfish), 1014 nucleotides. It is a transcript of the gene rassf6, whose product is annotated as Ras association domain family member 6. The transcript is spliced from 10 exons. The record is from RefSeq and is a predicted model, not a curated record. Gene Ontology annotation, biological process: signal transduction. Bases 1 to 1014 code for a protein of 337 amino acids. NCBI's taxonomy places the organism in Eukaryota, Metazoa, Chordata, Actinopteri, Gonorynchiformes, Chanidae.